Molecule: messenger RNA, 360 nt
Organism: Phycomyces blakesleeanus NRRL 1555(-)
Lineage: Eukaryota; Fungi; Mucoromycota; Mucoromycetes; Mucorales; Phycomycetaceae
Exons: 6
Coding region: 1-360 (119 amino acids)
Source: RefSeq, a predicted model, not a curated record
AUGAGCAAGGGUAUCAUUAUUUGGAAAUUGGCUUUCCUUUUAACUGCGAGUGUUGAUCAUUUGCUUGAUCAUUCAAAGGGAAGACUAGAAGAACGAAGAACAGUUUUUGGAAGUACCAAAUCCAUAUUCUCCAAAGCCAACUUGGUCAUUUGUAGUGAUGCCUUGAAAAUCAGUCAAUGUAUGUUAGUCCAAGACUUAAAUAUUUUUGGUGGAUCAUACCAAAAGGUCUUUGCAAUGUCUUUGCUUGCCAAAACUGCAGGGAUGGUGUGGAACCAUGAUAUCAACGCAAAAGAAAAUAUUUCAAAUAUCCCUCACCAAACCAUUCAAGAUAGCACCUGCCCCAUACCAUUCAGCCGCUAA